CAGAUACUACUCUCCUUCAAGGUCAAACGACUCUCUUGUCAAUGAAACCAAAUAUUCUGGAAAAUUCUCAGGACAGUGCUUGAGACGGACAGCCGUUUCUACAACCAUCCCCUGACCUACAGCUCCACCCCAACGAACUGAUAAGACUGAGAUCGCAUAGUCAUCUUUUACACCUUCCUGAACAUACCAUUAUGAUGACCCGUACAUCUGAAAUGUCUCAAUCGCUAAGCCAAAGACUAGACGUAGAAAAACGACCCUCGAACCUUUCCGAGCCAUAUAACUCGCUGCCUCACACACCAUCCUCUCCAGAUUGUUCUGGCGUCACUUACCAGGGCGAACUCGGAGCCAGACCCAAGAGGCAACAUUUUUUCUCGGCGCUGGAUUCAAAUUAUGCGGAAGCUGUAAACUUGGAUGCAGAGACUGUGGUGUACACUUUGGAAGAAGAUACCAGGAUUAAAAGAAAGAUUGACAACAGAGUACUUCCGUUGAUCAUAUGCAGCUUUAUUUUCAAUCAAUUCGAUCGGACGAACAUUGGCAAUGCCCAUAUCAUCCCAGCUUUCAACGAAAACUUUGGUAUCACUGAUAACAACAAAUGGACCCUGGCGCUGAGCAUAUUCUACGUUGGAUACUGCCUCUUGGAAAUACCAGCUAAUGUUCUACAGCGACACAUUGGCGCUAAUCGAUUCUUCUUUCUCUCCUUGACUUUCUGGGGUCUGUCCUCGCUUUCAAUCGUGUAUGCGAAAGGAUACGCAGCUCUACUUGUUCUACGAGUCUUGUUAGGGAUUGGGGAAGCUGGUUUUUAUGCUGGAGUGAUCUAUUACCUAUCUUUUUGGUACAAGCGACACGAGCUUGCUAUGCGUAUCAGUCUCUGCAUGACUGCGACUUACUCUGGUGCUAUUGGUGGUCUGCUUGCAUUUGGUCUUGUCAGAGCGCACACUCCCCUUCUAGAUGGAUGGCAAUUCCUCUACCUUGUUGAAGCGAUACCUACUAUAAUCAUGGCUUUUGUAACACUCUUUUUUCUUCCCGCUUUCCCUUUUUCCGCAAGUUUCUUCACCCCACGGGAGAAGGCUAUCGCCCAAGCUCGCGUCAACCGCGAUCACAGACCUCAAUCGCACGGUGGAAUGACCGGGUGGCAAGGUUUCAAGGCGGUUGUCAUCGACCCCAAUGCCUGGAUGUUCAUGUCGAUUUACGCUAGCUUCAAUGUCGGAGUGGCCACUAUUUCAUACUUUUUACCUACGCUCAUUAAUGAUCUCGGCUUCACCGCAAUCAACGCACAGGGCCUGACUGUCGCACCCUAUGUCCUCGGAUGGGGUAUGGUUGUGCUUCAAGCUUGGCACAGCGACAAGACCCGAGAACGAGGGUGGCAUAUUAUCGUUUCUUGUCUAAUAUCUUUCGUGGGCUACAUCAUACUGGCUACAUCCGCGAGGAAGAGCGUUGGCGCAUCGUAUUUUGCGCUAUUUUUGGUCGUUGGAGGGUUGUACAGUCUAUUCCCGCUAGUGAUGAGCUGGGCAGCAAAUACAUUAUCUCCUACAUCCAAGCGAGGAGUAGGAACUGCAUUUAUUGUGUCUAUUUCAAACACCGUGUCUAUCGCUUCUCCGCAGAUCUACUUCGAUCCAGAAGACGACUAUGUCAAAGGGCACGCCAUAUCCGCCGGCUGUCUGUUCUUGUCCAUGCUCAUGGCUUUUGCCCUUCGCACUCGGCUUUCGUGGCUCAACAAGCGUAAUGCCCAACGCUUGAGUGGAAUGUCUGAAGACGAGAAAGCAUUGUUACCUGCGGUGAAUGAAAUGGAUGACCAGGAUCCAAGAUACGUUUUUAUGAUCUGAAUCACGAUAGUAGUGUUACACAUUGCUUGUGCACACAAGAUAUUAUAUGAAAGUCGCAAUAACGCUGAAGUGGUCUCGUACCAGCUCAUACCUGAGAUGUCAAUCCUACACUUAGUAGUUUUUCGGGGACAAACUCCGGCCCUGAUAUGAUAUCAACCGUCCCAUGUAACAUGUUCGACUUUGUUCAUAGAGAGGUAGACAAACAUUACUCUUCCCAACCAUUGUCUGUCGGAAUCUUUGGGACGUCUCAAGAUAUAUGAUAUCCAACCAGCGUAUGAUGCCCGACUUGCGGGGUCAAUACGCUUCAGCUUACCUCUUCAUGAAGAGUAUCCUUGAGGAUCUGCGUGUGCGAGCUUUUCUAACCGGUAGAUGAAC
This is a messenger RNA of Lentinula edodes (shiitake mushroom), 2198 nucleotides long. RefSeq names its product MFS general substrate transporter. Bases 192 to 1823 code for a protein of 543 amino acids. The record is from RefSeq and is a predicted model, not a curated record. Gene Ontology annotation, molecular function: transmembrane transporter activity. NCBI's taxonomy places the organism in Eukaryota, Fungi, Basidiomycota, Agaricomycetes, Agaricales, Omphalotaceae. The transcript is spliced from 23 exons. Gene Ontology annotation, biological process: transmembrane transport. Gene Ontology annotation, cellular component: membrane.